AUGGUUUCUCUACCUGCAACUUUAUGUGAGAUUCUUCACACCACGUCUGAUGAGUAUGGCAAUCAUGUCGCCAUCGAUCAUGAAGACGGGGUUCUCACAUAUUCGGAACUUCAACACUACUCGACCGCUUUUGCACGCAAACUUCGCGAUGCCGGAGUCAAGCAAGGCGACCGGCUACCUCUGCUGACAGCUCAUGGUACUCGCAACAUUGUGGCCUUGAUGGGAAUACUGAUCGCCGGCGCGAUCUAUGUGCCCAUGGACGCAGAUACCUGGUCCGAAGAGAGAAUUCAAGCAGUCUUGGCCAUUACCGAUGGUGAUGUCAUGGUAAGCACUGUUUCAAGCGAGAUCCAACGGGAAGACUAUCGAGUCGUCCAUUUGCGAGACCUCAAAGACCUCGAGUACAGCAGCGAUGGCUUCAAGCAAUCAUACAUCAGCCCGUCCAGUCUUGCAUGCAUCAUUUUCACCAGUGGGUCUACCGGUAAACCAAAGGGUGUAAUGAUACCCCAUGAAGCCAUUGUCAACUACGCGACCACGUCGCCUUUUAACAUGGAUGUACGCUGUGGGGAUCGGGUACUGCACAUUCUAUCAGUCUCCUUCGAUGCGUCUACCGGAAUGCUUUUCUCCAUUCUUCGUGGUGCCGGUACCAUAGUCCCCGCCAACAAGCUCAACUUGAUUACCAAGGCUGAGUCCUGCUCAAUCAUAGCAUGCACACCAUCGAUUCUCACAACUUUACCACCACCCGCUUUAAAAAACUGUCGGUAUCCCACACUUCGCACAGUCCUCCUUGGUGGUGAGAUCAUACCGCAAGAGCUCAUCGACGCUUGGUGCGUCAACGGCAGGAGGAUACUGAACGCGUAUGGGCCAACCGAGACUACUUGCGCCUCUCUGAUGCAUGUUAUCGAUUCUUCGGUCGACAGAACACAUGAGAGCAACGCAAUAAUCGGAAAACCUAUGCCCAACGCCCCGGUGCAUUUGCUCGACUCCGACAUGCGGGAGCUCCGGGAGUGUGGUCAGGAGGGUGAGAUCGUCAUCAGCGGCCUGGGAGUCGCGCACGGCUACUUCCGCGACGAGGAGAAGACGAAGAAAGCGUUCAUCGAAAGAAACGGACGGAGAAUGUACAGGACCGGCGACUACGGCAUGUGGACGACAGACGGCCUCGGUGGACUCGUCAUUGAGUUCCGCGGGCGCAGAGAUCGGGUGGUCAAGAAUCGCGGAUUUCUUGUCAACCUCGACGCCGACAUCGAGACGCCCAUGGCAUCGAUGGAUUUCGGUAUCCAAAGCAUUCACGUAACGCAGUUUGGGAAGAAAAUCGUUGCCCUUGUUUGCCCCGAAUCAGUUAAUACGAACCGCCUCCGUCAAGUCAUGCUCGAGACGUUCUCUAGCUUCAUGGUGCCGGAUCGAAUCCUGGCCGUACCCGCCCUUCCAAUGACCCCGAAUGGCAAAGUCGACCCUAGAGGCGUCUUGAAGAUGUUGGAAGAGAGUCACGAUGUGAUGCUGACCAAAUACACGACUCCCGAGGUUACCACACAAGGAAGCGAGGUAUGGCUCGCCGUCAAGGAAUGCGCUAGGCGCUCGUUGAGUCUCGGAAACAACGUCGUCCUCCAACCCUCGUCGAACCUAUUUUCUUUGGGCGCCUCAUCACUCGAUAUUCUCAUGUUCGUGUCGCUUUGCCAGUCACGUGGCUGUCGGAUUUCUGUGCCGGAUGUUUACAACGCAGAAACUCUCAAGGAGUUAUGCGGGUGCAUAGACGCCGCUGGCGGCGUUCCACAGAUUAAGGAGACCGUGGAAACCUGGAUUGGAGUGCCAGACACUCAAGAGAAGAUUCAGAAUCAAGGGGUAAAUGGCCAUCAUAACGUUCCUCAGGGCAACGGCAGCGUCGACGGCCAUCCUCCCAAGUGCGCUCCGAUGACGCCUCUGCAACUCGAGCUAGCACAACCUACCUUGGCAGUGGACGGCAAAAAUACGAACCGCAUCUGCAUUCGAUAUGCUAUUGAACAUGCAGACAGAAUGGAGCAGGCUUGGCACAAGGUCUGGACAACAGAACCUAUUUUCAGGACGAAGUUUUCCCUCGUAGAAGGUUCAGGGGGCACGCAAAUUGUCGAGAAAGCCCCUCUGAGUCUUCCCACCAAGACCAAGUUCACAGACUAUCGCUCAUUCCAGAAAGCUAUCAACGGCGUUUCACUCAAGGUUGGUCUUGGCACGAGACUUGACUUCCUCCAAUUUCUACCCAAAGACGAUGAUGAGUAUCCCGCUGAGUUGGCUGUCGUCUGGACAGUCCACCAUUGCCUAGUUGACGGUUAUGCCAUGGCCUCAAUCCUCGCCAGAGUGGAGAAUAUCGCAGUCGAAGCAAACGUGGAGUACACGACAGACCCCUUCACAGUCAUUGCAAGAAGAUUAGUUGAGAAGCAGCGGAAGCAGGAUUCGCAGGCCAAAGAGUUUUGGUCAGCGUAUCUUCAUGACGCUCCGUUCAUCGAGAGCUUGGGGCUUCCGCGACCAAACGGAAACCGCACGGAUGUGGCUGAAGAGAUUCGCUUCUCAAGUGCGAUCGCCUUUUCAGAUCUACGCAAACUGGCUUCGGAAAGCCACGUCACUGUCGCCACCUGUAUUUACACGGCUUGGGCCAUGGUCAUCUCCAAGUAUACCAACCAAGAUACAGUGACCAUUGGUGCUGUCGUCUCUGGAAGAGACUCACCUCUGAUAUCUCAAACUGCCAUUGGCCCUCUGAUUAACACUCUUCCUCUGGUGGUUCGGCUCAAGCCCGAAUUCACUGUCAAGCAAGCACUGCGGCGAACUCUUCAUAACAUUGCCGAAGUCACACCUUUUGCAUGGAGCACGCCGCAACAGAUCAAUCACAGGACUUCGAGCGUGGUGGCUCUGCAAUACGACUACCCCAAAUAUCCUGGGACGAUCCCUCAGCUCGGCGUCGAUUCGUUCGAAAACACUGCUUUUCCUCUGAAUCUCCUAGUGGAGGGAGAUGGAACAUUCCGCCUGGUUUAUGACCCGGCAGUUUAUGGAGGGUCUUGGGCUCAGGACAUGGUGCACUACUUCCAGCUCGUCCUGACAUCCAUUGUCGGAUCUCAAGGCAUUACGCCUAGCAUCCCUCCCGCCAUUCCCAGCAAGGUUGAGACACUCAUCAUGCGUCAUUGGAACCCUAUUUCAGACGGAUUGCACGAUUUUGGUACGCUCCAAGAAGCCUUCGAAAGCUCUUCAUUCGUAUUCCCCUACGCGACAGACGUCUGCGGAAACGUUCCACUCACCAACCUCCCGAUACUAGCAGUAUCCGAGGUUAUCCAGAACAACCAACCCCCUGUUCAACUCUCUUGCUUCCGGGCGGACCCAGACUCGGACAUCCUCAUCGUCUUCACCUCCGGCACCACGGGCACGCCCAAGGGUGUUCCCAUCAGCCACCGAGGCCUACUCGCGCUGCAGUCCAACCCGGAGGCAACCAUGUUCAGCCGACCCGGCAAACGCAUCGCCCAGAUGAUGUCACCAGCGUUCGACUACUGUGCCAACGAGAUCUUUUCUGCAUUGCUUCACGACGCCUCGCUAGUCCUUCGAGACUCUGCCGACCCGUACGCUCACCUGAGCAUAGUCGACUCUGCGACAUUGACCCCUUCUUUGAUGGCUGCUCUUGAUCCAGAUACGUAUCCCUCCCUUCGCACAGUUUACGCCACUGGAGAACCCGUCACGCCAGGACUUGUUCAGCGCUGGGCUCCAGGAAGAGAUUUCUACAAUGCCUACGGACCCGCAGAGGGUUCCAUCUGCGUAUCUUUCACUAAACUUGUUCCAGGGGAGGAAAUCACCAUCGGUCGUGCCAUACGAACCGCGAGAAUGUACAUCCUUGACAGGAACUUCGAGCACCAACCCAUCGGAGCACUCGGCGAACUGUUUCUGGCGGGUGUUCAGGUAACACGGGGAUACCUCAACGCGGACGAGCAGACGAAGCUUCGUUACAUGCCCGACCCAUGGCACCUUGGAGAGAGGAUGUACCGUACGGGAGAUUUCUGCCGCUGGACUCGCGACGGUCAGGUCUCCUAUGUCGGUCGACUGGACCGCCAAAUCAAGAUUCGUGGGUUCCGUGUUGAGCUGCCCACCGUGGAGCAGCACAUUCAAGCCUCGAACCCGGAGGUUAUCCUGGUCAGCGUCCUCGCUAUCGACGACACCCUCGUUUCCGUCAUAAAGCCUGCAUGCGUCAACACGCAGAGAAUCAAGCAAGAUCUCUUGGCAAGUUUGCCACCAUCUUGGGUUCCCCAGAGGUUCGUGGCAACGGACGACUUCCCCUUGACCCCAAACAAGAAGAUAGACAUGGUUGCACUGAAGAAGAUGCUCGACCACUCCGACGUAGCCGCAAGCCCCGUCAAAGGAGAAACCAUGCAGGGCUAUUUGGCGGAAGCCAUUGCGCGGGAGUGGAGAACCCUUCUCAAGAUCCAAGAUGAAAGACCCCUCCAAGCCUUAGACAGCUUCACGGCGCUGGGCGGGCAUUCUAUCUUGCAAAUGCUGCUGUCUGCCCGGCUCUCGUCCAGAUUUGGAGUCCGGGUUUCCCUUCGAGACGCUCUCCAGGCCGAUGCACUGCGGGAUCUUGUCAGCCUGGUGAAGAUGAGACAGGUCACGGACACCGAUGAAGACCAGCCGAAGCCUAUUCCAAGUCAGCUCGCAUCAGAUUCGUUGUCCCCAGUCGAGCAAUACAUGUGGUCUGAGUACAAGAUGACAUCUUGGACGAGCAUGUUCAACAUUCCUCUCGUCUUGAAUCUCGAGGGGAGUUUCUCUAGAGCAGCUCUCGCCUCUGCAUUGAAUAAAGUCCUGUCUGAGCACGAGAUCUUCAGAUCCAACUAUACGGAAGUUUCCUGUCAACCUCUGAGGAUCUUGCGGAGCAACUCGCCCCGGGUUCGUGAGCAAGCGGUGCUCGACCUGGACCAGGAGAUCAAUCACAACUUCAGGGUCUGCGAUGACGAGUUAAUCCGCAUCCAUCUCUCGGAUGACAUACUCGUGGUCGUGGUGAGCCACAUGAUUGCGGACCUCACCAGUCUACAGAACUUCUUCCAAGACGUAUCGGCUGCCUACAAGACGGCGAUGGCGCCAUCCCCGAGCAGCAUUCGCGAUUACAUUUCUCUUCCGAGGUGGAAGCAGCCAGUUAGCCCCGAGGACCGUGAGUUUUGGCAAAGGUAUUUGCAAGGGGCGCAGCACCACGUUCCCUUGGGCAGGCCCUCAGCGUCGUCUCGCUACGACGGACAGUCCGACGUAUUCAAUAUCCCGCAGACCCUCGUCAAAAGCCUCGUGCGUAUGAUUCGCAGCCAAUCCAUCACCCGCCACCAGCUUGCUCUCGCCGCCGUUGUCCUGACCCUCCGGCGUGUCACGCUUGAAGACGACCUGGUGGUUGGGAGUCCCUGCUCGUGCCGUUUCUCGGCCUCGGAGCAGCGGGCCAUGGGCCUUCUGCUGGACCGUCUGCCGAUUCGGAUCGGGAAAAGCCACGAGGAUAUUUCCUGCGCUGCGUUCCUCGGCCAGGUGCGCGAGGCAAGUCAAGCUGCCCUCGCUCGAGUCAUCCCUUUCCCGGAGCUGCUUCGCAUACUGGGCAUCAACCAAGACUUCGAGCGUCAUCCCCUAUUCGAGGUCAUGGUCACCUUCCACUUGGACAAGGGCCCUCAAGGGCAUUUGGAAAUCCCCAAUUGCAACGUAUCAGCCCUUCCGGUGCAUGCUUCCGGUUCCAAGUUUCUCUUGAUGUUUGAAUGGACGGAAUGCUCGGAGGGAGACUGGAUGCUGCGGAUUGAGUAUAACAGCCAGAGGAUUUCUCGUCCGGUACUCACUCAAAUCAAGCAGAGCUUGUUCGACAUUCUCAACGAUCUUUCGAUGGAGAACGACAUUGUCUAG
Molecule: messenger RNA, 5865 nt
Organism: Colletotrichum chrysophilum
Lineage: Eukaryota; Fungi; Ascomycota; Sordariomycetes; Glomerellales; Glomerellaceae
Product: NRPS
Exons: 5
Coding region: 1-5865 (1954 amino acids)
Biological process (GO): secondary metabolite biosynthetic process; amino acid activation for nonribosomal peptide biosynthetic process
Cellular component (GO): cytoplasm
Molecular function (GO): catalytic activity; phosphopantetheine binding
Source: RefSeq, a predicted model, not a curated record